Sesamum indicum (sesame) is the source of this 1732-nucleotide messenger RNA. Its product is annotated as serine/threonine-protein kinase 52. Gene Ontology annotation, molecular function: protein serine/threonine kinase activity; ATP binding. NCBI's taxonomy places the organism in Eukaryota, Viridiplantae, Streptophyta, Magnoliopsida, Lamiales, Pedaliaceae. Gene Ontology annotation, cellular component: plasma membrane. Gene Ontology annotation, biological process: protein phosphorylation. The record is from RefSeq and is a predicted model, not a curated record.
GUCCACAAGCACACGGGUCCUCACUUUGCGUUUCGUGGCUUCCAAAAACUCAAUCUUGUGUCGUUGUACAAUCUCUUUCGCAUGAGAUGUCAUUCCCUGUUUACAUUUCCACUACCUUCCAUUCCAUUUGAUUGUUCUCUUUCACGGAUACCAACCCUUUUCUCCCUCCCUUUCUGCCUCUAUUUAUUUUCUUUCUUGGCUCCACCAUUCACUACCACCACUAUUUCUACUCUUUCAUCUCUCAACAGCUGUUUCUGUAUUCAUGCUUCCCUCGCUCUCUUGAAUGUUUCUAAUGGGCUUUGAGCAUUUCUUGGUAUAUUCUUGUUCUUUCUGAUUUCGUGCUUUAAGCUUCUAUUUGUUUUGCUUUGAGCCACGAGAAUGGAUUUGAAGAAGGAAGAGAGUGUUGUUGGGACAGCCCACAACUUUGAAGAAGGCGCCUUGGAAUUGAGAGUGAAGGAUGUGGGUAGUGCGGGUGAUAACAGAGAGAGCACUGUGUUCUUGAGGGCUGAUAAGAUUGAUUUCAAGACUUGGGAUGUGCAGCUGGAGAAGCAUUUGAGUCGGGCUUGGUCUAGAGAUGCUGAAGCCCAUAACAAGCCCGAAGAAUGGGAAAUCGAUUUGUCUAAGCUUGAUAUAAAAAAUGUUAUAGCUCAUGGGACGUAUGGUACAGUUUAUAAAGGUGUUUAUGAUGGCCAAGAUGUUGCAGUGAAGGUAUUGGACUGGGGGGAGGAUGGCAUUGCUACUGCAGCUGAGAGCGCUGCUCUUCGGGCAUCUUUUAAACAAGAAGUAGCUGUCUGGCAGAAGCUUGACCACCCAAACGUCACUAAGUUUAUUGGUGCCUCAAUGGGAACAUCGAAUCUCAAGCUACCUUCUCAAGGCACUUUGGCUGGUAGUUUCAACUCACUUCCGUCCAGAGCAUGUUGUGUUGUGGUGGAGUACAUUCCAGGUGGGACAUUAAAGAAGUUCUUAAUCAGGAAUAGCAGGAAAAAACUCGCUUUUGGGGUUGUGAUUCAACUUGCCCUAGAUCUUGCUAGAGGUUUGAGUUACCUCCACUCGAAAAAAAUUGUGCAUCGUGACGUCAAAACAGAGAAUAUGCUGCUUGAUUCUAAUAGAACUCUUAAAAUUGCCGAUUUUGGUGUUGCUCGGAUUGAAGCUCAGAAUCCACGGGAUAUGACUGGAAAUACUGGUACUCUCGGCUACAUGGCACCAGAGGUUCUUGACGGCAAGCCUUACAAUAGGAAAUGCGAUGUCUACAGUUUCGGCAUAUGCUUGUGGGAAAUAUACUGCUGCGAUAUGCCUUAUCCUGAUCUCAGCUUCGCUGACGUGUCUGCCGCUGUGGUGCAACAGAACUUACGACCAGAAGUUCCACGAUGCUGCCCGGGUGGAUUCGCAAGCAUCAUGCGCAAGUGUUGGGAUGCAAAACCAGAAAAUCGGCCUGAGAUGGACGAGGUCGUGAGGCUGUUAGAAGCAGUGGACACGAGCAAGGGUGGUGGAAUGGUACCUGAUGAUGAGGCUGGCGGAUGCUUUUGUUUCAGAAAAGCUCGUGGUCCAUGACUAGACCACAACCUUAUUCAGUUCCUGCUGUAAUAAGCAAUCAAUUUUACAUAGAAUCAAUUCAUUUACAUUUUACUCUUCUGGAGAUGGUCUUUUAAUAAACAGUGUUUGCCCACAAGAUGUCUAUAUUCCAUUCUGACUGUGACUGAAUUAUUAAAUAAAAGAAAUUGUGAUUGGGUAA